GAUGGCGGCGCCCUUAGCAGCGGAGUUGGAGCGUCUCCUCAACCCGCUGCCCCGCGCCCAGCCUGACCCGGAGGACGACCCCGAGGAGGCUACGGCAGCCAAAGUGAUCGACAAAUUUGACGAAGGCAACCUCGAUGAAGACGUCCUUUCUGUUGGUCAAAUACGGAAAGGAAUUGCCUCUCGGCUUUUGGAUGCUGAUAAGCGGUACCAGGGAAAAGCCACAACCCGCAAAGCCUUAGAAGAAGAGUUGUGGGGCGCAGCUGAGCUCCCAGAUGAAGAAACAUCAGAUGAAGAGACAGGUGAAGGUGAUUUUGACAGUGAAACUCUGGCUGAAGAUGAGAGUCCAGAAACAGAGGAGGAAGAGGAAGAGGAAGAGGAGGAGGCAGCCAGUGAUGCUGAAGAAGAGACAAAGCUGUCCAACCAGCUGAAAAAAGCAGCCUUCAGUUUCCAGGCCAUUGACGAUUUUGAGAAGUUUGCUGAAGGGAUGGAUGAGCUUGGGAGCGAGGAAGAAGAAGAAGAAGAAGAACAGGAAGGAGAAGACUACGAAGGUGAAAGUGACUCACAGGAGAGGGAGGAGAAAAUGGCCGAUCGUGAUAUGGAUCCAGAAGGUGGCAUCCUCUUGACUCGCUCUCACGGCGAAGCAGCAAAAGAAGUGGCAAAGGGAAAAGCGGUGAAAAACCAAAUAGCCCUGUGGGAUCAACUCCUGGAAAGCCGAAUCAAGCUGCAGAAGGCCCUCUUAAUAGCCAACCAACUUCCCCAGCCGGAUACCUUCCCUGAAUUCAAGAAAAAAGGAGGGCAGGAAUAUUCUAACGUGCUCAAGAACAGUUACAAAGCGUUAAAGGCUUUGCUGAGAAGCUUGGUGGAUCUUCAGGAUGAGCUGUGGCACCAGAACUCGGGGACCAGACAUUUGGUAGCAGGAGAAAAGAAAAAGGAGAGCGAUGAAGAGAUCUCAAGUGGCAGCGAUGAAGCUGAGGAAGGGAAGAGGGCUGUGCGGAGGCUGCCCAAACGGAAGCUGGAGAUGGAGGACUACCCCGAAUUCGCAUCCAAGAGGUUUGCGGAGUUUCGGGUCUACAGAAACAACACCCUACAGAAGUGGCACGACAGGACCAAACUGGCUUCUGGCAAACUGGGCAAGGGCUUUGGCGCCUUUGAGCGAUCCAUCUUGACCCAAGUAGAUCACAUCCUGAUGGACAAAGAGAGGUUACUCCGUCGGACCCAGACCAAGAGGUCAGCAUACAGGGUGCUGGGAAAAACCCCUUCGGAUGCUGAGGUGCUUCCAGAAACCGAACUGGACGAGACGGAGACGCUUCCUCCAGCAAUGUCAAAUGCCCACCUCAAAGACCUGGACGAGGAGAUCUUCGAUGACGAUGACUUUUAUCACCAGCUUCUCCGGGAACUUAUUGAACGCAAAACCACUUCCUUGGAUCCCAACGACCAAGUGGCGAUGGGCAGACAAUGGUUGGCUAUCCAGAAGUUGAGGAGUAAAAUUCGGAAGAAAGUAGACACCAAGGCCAGUAAAGGAAGGAAAAUCCGGUAUCAUGUCCACAGCAAGCUGGUGAGCUUCAUGGCACCCAUUGACCACUGCACAAUGAAUGAUGAUGCCAGGACAGAACUGUAUCGGUCACUGUUUGGCAAGCAGACCCACCUGAAAGAAGGACACCAAACCUAGCGGUCCAUAGGACACCUUGGGAGGUUCUGGAAUGUGGGAGACGUUCUCAUGUUUGGACAGUCCCACCACCCCGUAGGCCUCGCUAAGGGGAGCCAAGAUGGCAGCCAUCCAUUUGAUGGAGAAGAACCUUAAGGAAGCUGCCAUCCAGGGUCUGUCACUGGGACACAGGACAACGUUUUUGUCCUACUCUCCCCUUCCCCCGCUCUUUUUCUUAACUUCCCUCAAGAUGUCAAUUCCAUCAGGCUGUUUCCUGCGGGACCUUCAAGGACGCAAUGAGCACGAAGUCAGCUUGGCCUUUCCUCGUCAUUCUGGCAGGGCAGCACUAUUGCCAAAGGUCACCACUGUCACUGCAUAUACCCCAUUUC
This is a messenger RNA of Pseudonaja textilis, 2034 nucleotides long. It is a transcript of the gene AATF, whose product is annotated as apoptosis antagonizing transcription factor. Lineage: Eukaryota; Metazoa; Chordata; Lepidosauria; Squamata; Elapidae. Gene Ontology annotation, biological process: regulation of transcription by RNA polymerase II. Gene Ontology annotation, cellular component: nucleolus; nucleus. The record is from RefSeq and is a predicted model, not a curated record.